AUGAGCGAGGACAAAGCUCGCUCAACAAAGCUCAAAUUCAAGGGAGAGAAGGCUAAGAAGAAGCGCCAGCGGGAAGAUGGCGAUGAUGGGUCUAGUACUCGUCGUCGUCGCCGCAAAGAGGAUGAUGAUAACCCGGAUACUUGGGUGCUACCAGAGACUGCCCUCGAAAUCCGAGGACCGACUUUCAUCAUGCAUCCUUCUGAUCCAUCUCCAAUUUGCAUAACAUUUGACUCGACCCGAGGCCGUAUAAUCCUUCACACUCUCGACAAGGACAAGACUGAAGGACAGACCUCGCUGAACCUUCUCGAGCGUACGCCAACGGAAGUCUCACAGGUGUGGGUUACUACUCGUGUGGCCGGAUCACCUACAAUAAACUUGCGUACAGGAACCGGCGAGGGGAAGUUUCUGUCGUGCGACAAGCACGGGCUGGUAUCUGCGGAUCGUGAGGCUCGUGGGCCACAGGAGGAAUGGACGCCCAUAGUCUUCCCUGAUGGCAUGGUUGCGCUCCAGAAUGUCUAUGAGAAAUAUCUAAGCAUAGAUGAAGUGGCAGGCGGGUCAUUUUCUUUGCGUGGAGAUAGUGAAGAAGUGGGUUUUGCGGAGCGGUUUUGGGUCAAGAUUCAGAGCAAGUACAAGAAGGAGGCCUACGAAGAGGAAAAGAAGAAGAAGGAAGGUGUUACGGAAGACGGGAAGGCAAAUGAGGCCGGUACAAACAAAAUUUACCAAGCGUGGGGGGCUGGUAGGUCUGUUGUGUCUGUGGAAGACAAGAAAGAGUUGAAGCGAGCUCGUAAGGAAGGACGAUUGGCUGAAGCAUUGUUGGACCGGCGUUCCAAACUCAAAAGCGACCGAUUUUGUUAG
Molecule: messenger RNA, 855 nt
Organism: Fibroporia radiculosa
Lineage: Eukaryota; Fungi; Basidiomycota; Agaricomycetes; Polyporales; Fibroporiaceae
Exons: 4
Coding region: 1-855 (284 amino acids)
Cellular component (GO): catalytic step 2 spliceosome; nucleolus; striated muscle dense body
Molecular function (GO): actin filament binding
Source: RefSeq, a predicted model, not a curated record